GGCAGUGUACCGUUAUACGGAAUCGAAGAUGGAGGACGAGUUGGAAGACCGAGUGCUAUAUCAGACGUAUAUAUCCCACAUGAAAUUAAUUUCAAGAUUUGCAGUGGGUGUGCCACUCAAUUCUGCCCCAGUUACUUACUUGUGGCGGCUUUUAAGAAUUUAUAUACUAAAGCCAGAAGUGCUUAUAAUAAGCGCCAUGCUGUUUAUUAUUUUAGUUUAUCUUCAAGCAGUUGAUGCUUGGAGUCAUACUUUGCUGGGCAGAUUAACAUAUACAAUUGGUCGUUCCACUUCUAAGGUUCAACGUCUACAGUAUUUUGUGAAUGGGUCAGUAACAAUUGGGGAGAAACUCAGUUGGGAACUGAAGGAAGGAAUUGUUGCUGCGUAUGCCGUUCAAGGACGACGACCUCGCAUGGAAGAUCGCUUUGUUGUAAAUGAAGAUAUCAAUAAAACUGGUGUAUCAUUGUUUGCUGUGUUUGAUGGUCAUGGCGGAGAGUUUGCAGCAAACUAUGCCCGCGAUAACCUUAUAAAAAAUCUUAAUAACAAGGUUGUUGAAUUGAAGAAUCUUAUUGCUGCUGGAAACAAACGAAAACCAGACCAUCUGCCCACUUCUGGGGACAGCGCGAAAAAAGAUGGAGAGAAAAAACCUGGUGCGCCUCCUGUUGAAAAGAAAAACAGUUUCAGGAAAACAAUGAGCACAUCACAAACAGACGAAUGUAUGAGGAAAGGCGGAAGCAUAACAGAUCCUGAACUACUGAGUCGAUUGGAUACACUAACUCGACCUAUCACAAGAGAGGUUCGCCCUUCGAGACAAGACGGCGUGCCACGACCUGCUGUUCCCACUGCUAGUUACCUAGAAGCCAAUGGAAAUAUAAAUUACAGACAACUUCUCACAGAUGAAGUCCUUGCAGCUGACCAUCUUUUGGUACAGGCAGCUAAGAAAAGCAUGGAUGUUGCAGGUACCACCGCACUGAUUGCUCUUCUUGAAGGAUCGCGGUUGGUCGUUGCUAAUGUCGGUGAUUCACGAGGUGUAAUGUGUGAUAGCAAGGGUAACGCUAUUCCUCUCUCCUUUGAUCACAAACCGCAACAGAUGCGGGAGAGGAAACGCAUUAAAGAAGCCGGCGGUUUCAUCACGUUCAAUGGGGUGUGGCGUGUGGCUGGAAUCCUGGCAACUUCACGGGCUCUUGGAGAUUACCCGCUUAAAGAUAAGAAGCUCGUGAUUGCCGAUCCUGAUAUCCUAACCUUCGACCUAGCAGACCAUAAGCCAAUGUUUCUCAUUUUGGCUUCGGAUGGCCUCUGGGAUACUUUCUCAAAUGAGGAGGCUGUGGCGUUCAUUAAGGAGAGAUUAAAUGAACCUCAUUAUGGAGCAAAGAGUAUAACCUUGCAGUCCUAUUACAGAGGCUCCUUAGACAAUAUUACUGUAGUAGUGAUAAACUUCGCGGAUAAAAAAUUGAGUUACGGAACUCUUAAGAAAACUAGGUGAAGAAAUACGUUGUAUGCUUAAAAAAUAAAUUUUAAAUCACUUUCAAUUUAAAUCAGGUCUUUCUUCAUCAGUUAGGUGAAUUUUUUGUGAUAUUCUUAUUUAUAUGGCACAACAAAAAUAAAAUGUAACCUUUAAAAGAAUGAUAAAAGUUUGAAAGUAAGUUUAUUUUAUAACUUCGGUGAACCAAUAAAAUUUAGUGGUCACAUUUCAGUGUUAAGUCCAUGUAGGAGGUAUAAUUCCUACAGCAGUAAUACUGCGUUCGGAUAGAUAAAUCUUGGGAAAGAACUUUUAAUCCUUGUUUUUAAUCUGCCGUAUCGAAAUGAGGGGAGAAGUAAAAUCCCGGUGUUUCCGAAGUCCAGUAAAGAAAAUAUUUUCUGUUAAAUGUCUUUCCUUCUUAUAUGGACAAACAUUUGUGAAAAAUGUUCUGUGCUCUUUAUCUGUGUUAAAUUUUUAUAUUUUCUUUUACUUUAUAAAAUUAUGUUUGCUUCUGUCGUGAUUAGUAUGAUGAGAUUUUGCAAUGGGUCACACAUAAAAGAUUGUACAGCUGCAAUUAUAAUUUAAAUGCAGUAAUUCUUAAUUCUUGGAAUUCAGUUUUUAAAACGUAAAUGUUUUUUGCUUCACGAUGAUCCUUCUCUCCAGAGUUUCCCCCGAUGCUAAUUUUUAUAAGCCUUCUUAACACAGCUGUUCAACGCUUGUCAUGUCGUGGUUACUUUAGCUGUUGGGAGCAUCUCUUAAAAUCUGUCCUUGGACAAUAUGCCAACACAGAAGUUUUCAUGAUUUACCAUAGUUCCUAUUUUUUUCCAUACACUAACCCUUUGAAGCCGAAGCUCGUCUUCAUAAUAUUUACGAAUUCAGACCGUACCGCGAAGAAAACACUUCACUUAACCAUUAGAAGUCGAAUCAGGCGGUACCACAUAAGAUUUAACAAAAGAACAUCCCGGUCAAAGCCUUAAAGAUAGCACGAUUUCUUAACCUAUAAACAUAUUUUUUUCAGUUUCCUUAAAACCAGUUCAAAGAUUUUAAGAUUAAUUUAUCAAGAUUUUCACAAAACAUAUUUAUAAGUAUCUGUUGUCCAACAAACAAUUUCAGCCUGGUCUUUCGCAUUCAUUAAUGAAUGAGAUAUUUUGCUCAGAAAUGUGAGAUACUUCAAUGCUUAAUUGUACAUCACAUUAUUUUGUCAUUGGAUACCGUGCACAUUUAGUAGAAGAAGAAUUUUUUUGCUAAAUUAAACUAUGGAAAGAAUUAAAGUAGCUAAAAUGAACAAAUUAAUAAUUUUCAAAGUAUUAUGUUCAAAAAUCAUUUUCUGUUCUCAUGUGUAGGGAUGAAAUGUUGCGUCAAUUUAUGCAUUCUGACAAUCAGGUUGAAUAUGGAAUAACAAACAGCCGACUAAUAUGUUCACUGACAGUGAAAAGGGUAAAAUGAAACUGUGAAUGUUAAAUUCUGUUAUAAAGCUCUUCAUCCAAUACUUUUUAAAGAGAUAUUCACUUCCAGGUAUCACACACAGAGACUGAAUUAAUUGGUCAGUAUUAUUAUAAACCUAGGACAUGCUAUUUUACGAGAUACAGAUAUUACAUUUUCAGUCUUUUGUAAGCAAAUUCACCUUUCGUAAAGUGAACCAGAAUCGUAACUCAGUACAGUAGGAAUAGGAAUGUGAAAUUUCUCUCAUCGCCGCUAUGUCCAAGACAGUUCUAGGUGCAGAACCAUACAGCUUUACCCUGAUAAUCAUGUAUGCCUUCAUGGCGUCAUGAUUAUACUCGUACCUUUAACGUGCUGUAAGCUGUCACAAUGCUUGGCACAUUCAUAUCAGAUUAUGUACCUGGUAUACAAUUUCCUAAAAAUCAUAAAAUUAAUUUUUUGUGAUUUAAAAAAGAUCUGAUUUAAAUGCUUGAUUUAACCAACUGAAUUGAAUAUUAAUUAAUGUUACAGGACCUGUAUAGAUAUGUGUGGUGUUUCUUGUUUGCUCAGAAUAGCCUGCCACAAUUUUUUUAUAUAAAUUGAGAAUGCUUUCAUAAGUCCUACACCUCAAGCACAAAGUUAUGAGAAUAUUCUCCGAUUAAAUGUACAUACAUAAAUAUAAUUACAGACUCUAGAAAUGGGGUGUCUAAAAGUAUUUAUUUUGUGACAGAAGCCAAUUUACACUGUUGUAAUCGAUUAAUGUGACUUUAAAAAAAUGUAUUUUCAGUCUUUAAAUGUAAAAUCUUAUUACAACCUGUGAUAUAGUCUUUAUCACCACGUGAAAUUACUGAAAAUGUUUUGCUAACGAAAUAUAAGUUUGUAAUUGCAUCUCAUCUAUAACUGCAUUUAAGAAAUCUCAUGUUCGACUCACUGAAAUUCAGUAUUUGUCUUCGUUUGCCCUAAACACUUCCAUAUUUUAUAAAUUGUUUGAUUUAGAUGAAACCCGCCCUCGUAUUUAUGCCGUGAAGAAACUUUUGAUUUGUUUGGGGUAGUGUUAAUCUUGUUUUUGUGCCCUCGUAAAAAGUAUGUACUUGUUAUGCCAACCUUUCCAGCUAAUUCUCAACAUAACUAACUAGGACAGGUUUCUUAUUUGUGGAUUUUAACCACAUAAUCAAGUGAUAUUUCACUGCAAGACUGAUGUUAAUGGAUCAACUCUGGGUGAUUAAAACUAGCAAUUUCACUGCACCAAUUUAGUUGUGGAUGGUUGUGCCAAAAAUGUCAACAUUGUCUAAUAUCGCUUUACUCGUACCAAAGAUUUGCUCAUUGAUUCAGUAUUUUACUGCAUAUUAUCUUGACUUUCCCUCUUAAUUGGAGACAAAUGUGUGUAAGCAGUGUUAAAAGUCUCCUGUGAUUUGAUUUGGGAAUGUUUUAAAGACUUGUGUGUGUAUAAACUUGUUUUUGUGUGGUAAUAAAUUGUAUGUGAAUGUUAUGUUAUUUUAA
This is a messenger RNA of Zootermopsis nevadensis, 4375 nucleotides long. RefSeq names its product protein phosphatase 1L. Gene Ontology annotation, molecular function: protein serine/threonine phosphatase activity; cation binding. The record is from RefSeq and is a predicted model, not a curated record. Gene Ontology annotation, biological process: protein dephosphorylation. NCBI's taxonomy places the organism in Eukaryota, Metazoa, Arthropoda, Insecta, Blattodea, Termopsidae.